This is a messenger RNA of Gekko japonicus, 12339 nucleotides long. RefSeq names its product laminin subunit alpha 5 (gene LAMA5). The record is from RefSeq and is a predicted model, not a curated record. Lineage: Eukaryota; Metazoa; Chordata; Lepidosauria; Squamata; Gekkonidae. Bases 14 to 11107 code for a protein of 3697 amino acids. The transcript has 80 exons. Gene Ontology annotation, biological process: regulation of embryonic development; regulation of cell migration; cell adhesion. Gene Ontology annotation, molecular function: signaling receptor binding. Gene Ontology annotation, cellular component: basement membrane.
AGCAUCCGUGAAAAUGGCGAGGGACAGGAGCACGGGCGGGAUCCGAGGGGCGCCGGCGAUGCCUUUCGCGCUGUGGCUGCUGCUGCUGCUGGGGGCGGCGGCUCCCCGCGGCUGGGGGCAGCCGGUCUCCUUCCACGCCGAUGUGAACGGCUACAGCUUGCACCCGCCCUACUUCAACCUGGCCGAGGGCACCAGGAUCUCAGCCACCGCAACCUGCGGCGAGGAGGACGCCGGCGCCAAGAUCCCCAGAUCCGUGGAGGAUUUGUAUUGCAAACUCGUGGGCGGGCCCGUGGCCGGCGGCGACCCCAACCAGACCAUACAGGGGCAGUAUUGUGACAUCUGCUCAUCUUCAAACAGCAACAAAGCUCAUCCCAUCACCAAUGCUAUAGAUGGUACCGAACGUUGGUGGCAAAGCCCUCCUCUUUCACGUGGACUGGAGUUCAAUGAAGUCAACGUCACCUUAGAUCUUGGACAGCUGUUCCACGUGGCUUACGUUCUGAUCAAGUUUGCGAAUUCCCCUCGUCCAGAUCUGUGGGUGCUUGAGCGGUCAACCGAUUUUGGACUUACCUAUGAGCCUUGGCAGUACUUUGCUUCUUCCAAGAGAGAUUGCAUAGAGAAGUUUGGCCUGAAGACAGUAGAGCGAAUCACCAAAGAUGAUGAUGUCAUCUGCACCACUGAAUACUCCCGCAUUGUGCCCUUGGAGAAUGGAGAGAUUGUGGUCUCUCUGGUGAAUGGACGUCCAGGAGCCAUGAAUUUCUCCUAUUCCCCUCUCCUGAGAAAUUUUACCAAAGCGACCACCAUCCGACUGCGAUUCUUGCGGACCAACACCCUACUUGGGCAUUUGAUGGGAAAGGCCUUACGAGACCCAACCGUGACUCGGAGGUAUUACUACAGCAUCAAAGAUAUCAGCAUUGGAGGACGGUGCGUCUGCCAUGGGCACGCUGAUGUCUGCGAUGCCAAAGACCCUACAGACCCUUACAGGCUACAGUGUGACUGUCAGCACAACACCUGUGGAGGGUCAUGUGAUCACUGCUGCCCAGGUUUCAACCAGUUUCCCUGGAAACCAGCCACUACUGUCAGCGCCAAUGAAUGUGAACCCUGCAGUUGCAAUGGCCAUGCCUACGAUUGUUACUAUGACCCGGAGGUUGACCAUCACAAGGGCAGCAAAAAUCGUGAUGGCCAUUUUGAAGGAGGAGGGGUUUGCAUCGACUGUCAGCAUCACACAACAGGCAUCAACUGUGAGAGGUGCAUCCCAGGGUACUACAGAUCCCCAGAUCAUCCAGUGGAUUCACCAUACAUUUGCUAUCGUUGUAAUUGUGACUCAGACUUCACCGAUGGCACCUGUGAGGACCUGACUGGUCGCUGUUACUGCAAGCCGAACUACACGGGAGAGCUUUGUGACUCAUGUGCAGACGGUUACGUGGACUUUCCGCAUUGCUAUCCUGUGCCGGUUUUCUCUUUCAAUGACACCGGAGAGCAGGUCCUUCCAGCUGGACAGAUAAUAAACUGUGACUGCAAUGUUGCCGGGACCAGAGCGAAUGCCUGCCGGAAAGACGCGCAGCUUGGGCUGUGCUUGUGUAAACCCAACUUCCAGGGGACCCAGUGUGAUCAGUGUGCCCCUGGGUAUUAUGGACCAAGUUGCCAGCCUUGUCAGUGUUCAGGGCCUGGGAACUACGACGGUUCAUGCAACAGUGAGACGGGCCAGUGUCUCUGUCGAGGUGGAUUUGAAAGCUUCUCUUGUGAUCAGUGUGCCCCCGGCUACUUCAGCUACCCUCUGUGUCAGCUUUGUGGCUGCAGUGCUGUUGGGACAUUGCCGGAAGGCUGUGAUGCUUCUGGCAGGUGUUAUUGUAAACCUGAAUAUGACGGUCUUCAUUGUGACCGGUGCAGCUUUGGAUAUCAUUCCUACCCUCACUGCCAAGCUUGUUCCUGUGACCUCCGGGGCUCUGUGGACAAUAACUGUAGCCCGGUUGGUCAGUGUCAAUGCCACUCAAACUACAUAGGCCAUACAUGCAACCAGUGUGCAUCGGGCUUCUUUGGGUAUCCUACCUGUGCAGCUUGCCACUGUUCUACGGAAGGCUCUCUUCACGGCACAUGUGAUCAGGAGACUGGACAGUGUGCCUGCCGCCCCAGAGUGACCGGACAGCGCUGUGAUACUUGCAUCCCAGGGGCUUAUGGAUUCCCACAGUGUGAAGUGGGCACUUGUAAUCCUGCGGGGCUUGAAGAUGCAGAUCCUUCCUCGCCAAUGGGGUCCUGCAAAUGCCGGGCAUAUGUGGAAGGCUCAUCUUGUGAUAGGUGCAAGCCACUCUACUGGAAUCUGACUCCAGAUAACCCAUUUGGAUGCAUGAGCUGCCAGUGCAACACAGCGGGAACAAUUGCAGGCGUCGCAGAGUGCCAGCAAGGUGAUGGGCACUGUUUCUGCAAGCCCAACACUUGUGGCCAGUUCUGCUCAGCGUGCAAAGAAGGAUACUACAAUCUGGCGAGUGGGAAUUACUUUGGCUGUCAAGAAUGCCGGUGCAACAUUGGUGGAUCUGUUGGGCCAGUGUGCGAAGAGAGGACGGGAGCUUGCCCCUGCCGACUGAACACUCAGGGCCCCGCAUGCAACCAACCAGCUAGGGACCAUUAUAUCCCUGAUCUUCACCACCUGAAAUAUGAACUGGAAGAAGGAACUGCAGUGGAUGGGAGGCCUGUUCGCUUUGGAUACAAUCCUCUAGAAUUCGAGAAUUUCAGCUGGAGGGGAUACGCCCAAAUGUCUUCCAUCCAGCCCAAGGUAGUGGUGACCCUCAGUGUGACCUCCCCUGACCUGUUCCGCCUCGUCUUCCGCCACGCCAACCGGGGGCCUGCAAAUGUGGAAGGGAGGGUCUCAGUCCUUGAGGAAGGAAAGUUUAAUGUUUGUGGCAACUGUACAGAGCAGACCAAGCAGAUUGUGUUUGUACCCAGCAAGGAGCCAGCAUUCGUCACGGUCCCUCGGAACAGCUUUGGAGAGCCCUUCGUACUGAGCCCCAGUAUGUGGUCCCUGAUCAUUGAAGCGGAGGGGGUUUUGCUGGAUUACCUGGUCUUGCUGCCCAGUUCGUACUACGAGGCUCGUAUUUUGCAGGUGAAAGUCUCGGAGCCUUGUACCUACAACCCGUCUCCAGAACAAGCUGGUCUAAACUGCCUCCUGUAUAAGUACUUGCCUGUGGAGCGGUUCCCCUUUGGGUCAGGUGAAGACGCUGUGUGCAGAUGGGACAACAAUUUACCAAAACCCUGUCCUAGGGAGCAGGUCACCCUUUCGUACCCUGAGAUGGUGUUAUGUAGUGGCAGUGAUGUGGAAGUUCACCUACGGAUCACCGUUCCCCAUCCCGGGAGGUACAUGCUCCUAGUGGAGUACGCCAAUGCGGACCCUCUGCAGACGAUUGAUGUAUCAGUGAGCUCACCGCAGCACGCUGUUCAGCCAGGCACUCUUGCUGUGUACACUUGCGAGUACAGUUUCCUUUGCCGUGGGAUGGUUUUAGAUCCGCUGAAUCGCUUGGUGGCUUUUGACUUGGUCACGGAGGCUACGGUUCGGCUCGCUGCGGAUAGGACUCGUUUCUUCCUGUAUAAAGUGUACCUUGUACCCUAUGACCAAUUUACCAUGGAGUUUGUGGAGCCAAAGGUCCACUGCAUCAGUGUCCACGGAAUAUUUGCACCUAAUAGCAGCUCCUGUGUCCCGUCAAGGUAUCCAAAGAUCUCACAGUCGGUUACCCUGGAGGAAGCGCAGUUGCUGCCAGUCACUCCAGGCUUCCCCCUCAUCCAUGCCUUCAGCAUCCCCCCAGUUAGCAUCCCUCCGACACCACAGCUGCGACCUCCGACCUUGCUGGACUCUUCUGCCGAGCUCAUCCUGCUAGAGGCUCCGCAGACAACCAUUGCGUUAAAUGGCCGCAUCCAGAGCCUGGGACGCUACGCCUUCAUUCUGCACUGCUACCAGCCCAGUCAUCCAACUUUCCCCAUCGAAGUGUUGAUCAACGGUGGCCGGAUUUGGCAGGGUCAAGCUAAUGCCACUUUCUGUCCACAUGGCUAUGGUUGCCGGAGCCUGGUGGUUUCUGAGAACCAGAUUGUCCUGGACGUUACGGAUAAUGACCUGAGCGUGAUCAUCCGCGUACCGGAGAACCGACAUCUUUGGCUGGAUUACAUCCUCGUGGUUCCUGAGGACAGUUACGACUCCAGCUAUCUUGUAGAGGAACCCCUAGACAAAUCCUAUGAUUUCAUCAGCAACUGUGGCGUCAACAGCUUCUAUAUCAACCCGGUGACAUCAUCCAGAUUCUGCCAGGACUCUACUGUCUCCAUCUCUCUCUUUUACAACAACGGGGCCCAGCCGUGCCACUGCCAUGAAGCAGGUGCUGUCCGGAGCCAGUGUGAGCCGUUUGGCGGCCAGUGCUCUUGCAAGGCCAACAUCAUUGGGCGAGAGUGUUCCCGCUGUGCCACGGGCUACUGGGGCUUCCCCAGCUGCAGGCCCUGCGACUGCGGGACUCGUCUUUGCGAUGAGCUGACGGGGCAGUGCAUCUGCCCGCCGCGCACCAUCAAGCCAGAGUGCAUCGUCUGCGAGCCCCACACCUUCGGCUGCCAUCCAUUGGUGGGCUGCGAGGACUGCAAUUGUUCUCACGCCGGCAUCCAAGACCUGACAGAGCUGGGAUGUAACACAGACAGUGGACAGUGCAGGUGCAAGCCCAACAUCAUGGGACGGCAGUGUGACCUCUGUGCCCCAGGCUACUAUGGGUACCCAAACUGCAGGCCUUGUGACUGUCACCGAGCAGGGACAAAAGCAGACGUGUGCGAUCCGGUCACUGGCCAGUGUCACUGCAAGGAAAACGUGGAAGGACCAAGGUGCGACCAGUGCCAUCUGGGGACCUUCUCUCUGGAUGCAAACAACCCCAACGGCUGCACCCGGUGCUUCUGCUUUGGGGCAACGGACCGCUGUCACAGCACCGAGAAGUACCGCGUGCAGUUUAUUGACAUGAGCGGGUGGAGCUUGCUAAGUGGAGACCGCCAGGAAGUACCCACCUCAGUCAGCCUGGAGGAGGAAGUGGUUCGUGCUGAUCUCAGGAAUUUCCCCGAGGCCUUCCAGGAACUUUAUUGGCACGCUCCCAGCUCCUACCUUGGAGACAAGGUUUCCUCCUAUGGUGGAUACUUGCGCUAUGAGCUGCAUUCAGACACUCGGAGGGGUGACGUGUUCAUACCAAUGGAAUUCCGGCCUGAUGUUAUCCUCAAGGGGAACCAAAUGAGCAUUAUGUUUCUUGAAGGCACCUACCCCAUCCCUGGAGAAGUCUAUGAAGGGAAACUCCAGCUUGUAGAGGGUCACUUCAGACAUACCGAGACACACAACCCUGUUUCCCGGGAAGAGCUGAUGAUGGUUUUGGCGAACCUGGAACAGCUGCAGAUCCGGGCGCUGUUCUCCCAGAUCUCCUCCUCAGUGUCCCUGCAUCGGCCAACACUGGAGACUGUGUCAGAGACGGGCGGGGGCGUCCAAGCCAGCAAUGUGGAGCUCUGCAUGUGCCCGGCCAAUUACAGAGGAGAUUCCUGCCAGGAGUGUGCCCCGGGCUAUUACAGAGACACCAAGGGGCUCUUCCUGGGGAAAUGUGUUCCGUGUAAUUGCAACGGCAAUUCAGAUCAAUGCCUCUCAGGGUCUGGAAUCUGCAUUAACUGCCAUUACAACACAGAGGGCGAUCGCUGCGAGAGGUGUAAGGAUGGUUUUGUGGCGAACUCUUCACUCGAUGGAUCUCUGCAGUGCAUCGGAUGCCCUUGUCCUCUUUCGGUUGCUUCUAACAACUUUGACAUUGGUUGUGUCCACAAAGGCUCUACCACUCAGUGUCUCUGCAAGCCCGGCUACGCUGGAGUUUCUUGUGAACGGUGUGCUCCAGGUUACUACGGGAACCCUUUAGUGAUUGGAAGUACCUGCCAGCCUUGUAACUGCAAUGGGAACACCGACCCCAACAUGCUCUUCAGUGACUGUAACUCAUUGGACGGAUCCUGUACGGGCUGCAUGCACCACACAGCAGGGCGCCAGUGUGAACUGUGUGCUCCCGGUUAUUUUGGCGAUGCAGUAUUUGCAAAGAACUGCUCUGAAUGCCACUGUAUGUCAUGUGGGACUGAAUCAUGUGAUCCUAGGACUGGCCAGUGUCUCUGUAAGCCCGGAGUGACAGGUCAGCGCUGUGACCGCUGCCAGGAAGGGUACUACGGCUAUGAAUCAUGCGCUGGCUGCCAGAGGUGUGAGUGCGAUGCUGGGGCUGUGGGCUCAGACUGCCACCCUCAGAGUGGCCAGUGCAGCUGCAAACCGGGCGUGACGGGCUCCCGUUGCCAGCAGUGCGUCCCGGGCUACUGGGGGCUCAGCACCAACGGCUGCAUGAAAUGUCACUGCAAAGGAGGCUCCUGCAACCCCCGGACGGGAGAGUGCACCUGCUCCAAUGGACUGACAGGGAGGCAGUGUGACACGUGCAUGAAGCAGCAUGAGAUCCCUGUGGUGGACGGCCCGGACAUCAUGAGAUGUGAAGCUUGCGACAGCUGCGUUCUGCUCCUGCUGGAAGACCUGCAGAAGAUUGAAGACUCUUUCCCUGCUCUGAGGCACCAGUUGACCAACCUCAAUGGGACCUCCAUUGCCUGGGCCCGUCUACACAGCAUCAACGGUUCCAUGCAAACCGUCACUAACCACCUGCGUGAGUAUCAGAGGUCCAUCAACAGGGCCAGGCAACAGGCGGACGAACUGGAAGAAGAGAACAUGGACUUCAUUCAAGAUUUGAAUGCCCUUCAACACAAGGCAACUAUGACCCAUCGAAAAGCAAAUCAAGUGACCGAAAGUACAGAAGAAAGCUACCAACAGGCAGAGAACCUUAUUCUGGACAUGCAAAGCAUUCAGAACAAAAUUGAUGAUCUUAUAUAUCAGACGGAGACUGUUGCCGCUGCAAAUGCCAGCGCUGCCUCCAAAGAGGAGUUUCGGCAGAAGCUAGCCGAGGUGGACAUGAUGCUGAGGCAAAUGAAAAGCAGGGAUUUUAGCAUCCAAAGAGCAGUAGCCGCUGAAGAGCACGAAGAAGCUCAGAAAUUGCUGCAUCGCGUGAAAUCUGAGCUAUUCAGCAAACUGGAGUCCAACCAAGAACUGGUGGACAGCAUCACCGACAGGUUGGAUCGGUACAGCUCGGAGCUCAUGGACCUGCGAGAUGCCCUGAACGAAGCUGUCAACAAGACCCGUCAGACAGAGGACCUCAAUAGCCUAAAUCGGAAUCACCUGGAGGAAUACCAGCAAAAGAGCCGGGAGCUGCAGGAACAGCAUUGCAUGAUUCAGGACGUCUUACACAUGGCGGAGGACUUCCUGGCCCAGGUCUCUGAUCUCCUGCAGAAAAUCGAUGACAUCACAGAGGAGUCUGAGAAAGCUGCAGCUGAGCUCGAUGGGGCCAAAUAUCCCCUCUCGCAGAAGGCCAAGGAGUACUCUCUCACGAGCGAUAAGAUCCCCAUUGUCGAGGAAGCCGAGAACCGAUCCAGACUCCUGGAUGAACUGGCACGAAACCUGUCCAGCAUCAUCCACGGCACAAACCAGAACGGGUUUAUUCAGCGAGCGAUCAACGCCUCCAACGCCUACGCCAGCAUCAUCGAAGCAGUCAAGGAUGCCGAGAACGCGGCCAACAAAGCCAACCGUGCGGCCGGUGAAGCUUUGACGAGCGUCAUCCUGGAUGAUCUUGGAACCAAGUCCAAAGAGAUGAAGAGAAACAGCAAUGCCUUGGAAGAAGCCGUGAAGAGAGAGCAGAAGAAACUCAACGAAGAGAUCAAGAGGGCACUGCAGGCAGCCAAAAACAGAUUGGCUGAUGUCCGAACAAAGAAGGACCAACUUCUGACCCAGCUGCAGUCCGAGAGGAGCAAGUUGGAUGCGGUCCAAGAUGGCACCACCGAGGCAAUACAGAAUGCCAAGGACGUUGCCGCCAAGGCCAAUGAGACAGCUGCCAAGGUGGAAGGGAGACUGAGCAGCAUGAAAAAUGAUCUGGACAGGUGGAAAGAGCAAUAUGGAGACCUGAAGAAUGAAGACUUAGAGCAGGCGGUUGAAGAUGCCAAGAACACUGUGUCAAGCCUGGAAAGCUCCCUCCCCCUGCUCCUGGGCAAGCUGAGCAGCCUGGAGAACAGGAAGAGCCACAACGCGACCGUUUCGGACAAUAUCCUGCGGGUGCGCAAGCUGAUAUCCUUGGCCCGGAACGCUGUCAGCAAGAUCAAAGUCCCGGUGAAAUUCAACGGCACUUCAGGCGUGCAGGUCCGGACUCCCAGCAACCUCCAGGAUAUGUCUGCCUACACGUCCCUCAAAUUCUACAUACAGAAUCCGGAGGCCAGGUCGAGACAGAGGCGUCAAAACGGAGAUGACCAAGGGCGCUUUGUAUUUUACCUAGGACACAGGGAUGCCACCGGCGACUACAUGGGUGUCAUCCUGAAAGACCACAAGGUGCAGUGCAUCUAUAAGCUGGGGGAUGAGGAGCCAACGCAUUUAACCGUCGACGAAGAGAUCGGGGAACAGUUUGCAGCUGUCAGCAUCAACAGGAUUCUGCAGUACGGACACAUGUCGGUGACCAUGGAGAAGCAAACCUUGCACGAGACCAAAGGGGACAGCGUGGCCCAAGGAGAGCACGGGCUGUUCAACUUCAGGCCCCACAACGUGGUCUUGUACGUGGGCGGCUACCCCUCCAGCUUCACGCCUCCUCCACCCCUGCGCUAUCCUAACUACCGGGGCUGUAUAGAGAUGGGUUCCCUCAACGAAGAAGUCAUGAGCCUGUACAACUUCCAGCGCACCUUCCACCUGGACACUGCAGCCGAGAGGCCCUGCACAAGGUCAAAAUCAGCAGGCGAUCCCUGGCUAACAGACGGUUCCUAUUUUGACGGCACGGGCUAUGCAGAAAUCGUCUUUGAGAGUCAGAUUAGUUCCGUCAAGCGCUUUGAGCAAGAGAUUCGACUGGUGUCCCACAAUGGGAUCCUUUUCUACCUGAAAUACGAGGGCCAGAUGCUGUGCUUGGCCGUUCAGGACGGAAAGCUGGUGCUCUACUAUGACUUCACCGGAGAAGUUCAGAUGGCACCACCCUUCAAGGACCCUGAAACUCUGGCCAUCAGCAGCAACACAAACAAAGGGAUCCAUAUUUUCCUCUUCAAACGUGCCAACAAGGAUCUGAUUCUGGUGCGUCUGGAGCAAUCCACCAUCUUCACGCUGGAGCACGAAAACACUUUACAAAAUGCCACUUCCUAUUACCUGGGUGGUGUACCUGUGUCCAUUUUGCCCGAGAGCUUGAAGAAGAAAUUCCCCAAAGGCGGAUCCAUCCGGGGCUGCAUGAAAGGCUUGAAGGCUCAUGGCAAAUACGUGGAUUUAAAGCGUAUGAACACCACGGGAGUGAGUUAUGGGUGUACCUCGGACCUCCUGGUGGCUCGCUCAGUUAAACUCCACGGUCACGGCUUCCUGACCCUGUCGCUGCCGAACGUCCCCUCUUUACAAGACUUCUACACCGGCUUCAGCUUCCGCACCAGCCAGAGCCAUGGCUUGAUGUACCACCAUGCUACAGGGGAAGGGGUCUGCCAGGUGUCCUUGAAGAACGGCAGGGUGGCCGUGAACGUCCUGGCGACAGAACUGACCACAAAGGACGCGUAUGCAGACGACACGAGCCACUAUGUUGCCAUCUACAGCGACUCCGCAGGGGUCCGGGUUUACAUUGACGACCAGCUCCAAGGGACCAAGCCAGGGGCCGAUCGCCACCGAAGGCAGAAGCCGCCGGAGGAGCGGGUGCCGUUCCACCUGGGCGGAAUGCCUCAGCUCAGCGAAAUGGGCAACCUCUCUGGCUGCAUCGGGAACGUCUUUGUCAGACGGAAACUGGACCCACAGGUCGUCGUGGACCUUCAGCAGAGCACGGAGAGCGUCAACGUGACCAUGAACUGUCCCCGGGAUCGGCAGCCACAGGAAAUGAGGGCGUCAGAGAAGAAGGACAAAUGGAAACCCAAGGUGGUGGGCACGGCUGUGCUGAAGGACGAGACUUGCCAGCUACCCAAACACCCCAGAACCAUCAAAGGUUCCUUCCAGUUCGGGGGCUCCUCAGUGAGCCGUUUGGAAUUCGAUGACGUCCCAGCAACAUUCCAAGAGAGGUUCCACUUUUCCAUGGAGGUCCGGCUGAACUCCUCCAACGGCUUGCUCUUCUACGUGGCCGGCGAGUCCCAAGACUCUUUCUUCUCCCUUUUCGUCUCCGGUGGCCGCCUGGUGCUCUUGGCCGACAUCGGCGGGAAUAAAGUCAGGCUCCGGAGCAAGGACAAGUUCCGUGACGGAAGGUGGCACACGGUCUUCUUCAGCAGAGACAGACGCAAAGUUCAGCUCACCGUUGAUGGGCUGAGAGCCCACGGGAAGUCGCUGCCCACUGCUGGAGACUUCUGGAUCUCUGGCCCUUUUUACAUAGGUGGGGCACCUGUGGAGAAAGCCAAAGCUCAUAUACCGGACGCUUCUGCCACCAGCUUUAACGGCUGCCUCAGGCACUUGAAGCUGGACAGGAAACCCCUGGAUUCCCCAUCCCGUGUGUUUGGUGUGACCCCCUGCUACGUGGGGACUUUGGAAAGCGGCAUCUUUUUCUCCGUGGAGGGAGGAUACAUCACCCUAGAUGGGUAUGUGGCCAUCGGGCAGGACUUUGAGUUGAUGCUGGAAAUCCGCCCACGAAGCAUGUCGGGUCUGAUAUUUCACAUUGGCACAAGACCAACAAACUACCUCAGGCUGUACACAGACAGUGAACAGGUCACUGUGGUUGCAAACACUGGUGCUGGGGAAUUCUCUGCCUCCGUGACCCGUCCUUCGCUCUGUGACGGCCAGUGGCACACAAUUGCAGUUAUCAAGAGCAGCAACGUGAUCCAGGUCGAUGUGGACACAGAGGGAAAUUACACAGUGGGCCCCAACCAGGUCCUCCCCACGACCGUCAAGGAGAAUUUCUACCUCGGUGGAAUGCCAGAAGCAGCCACCCAUAGUGGUCUCGCUUCACCUGCGCCUCCGGUCCCGCCUUACGUUGGCUGCAUGAAGAACCUGGUGAUGAACAGGAACCAAAUCAACCUGCCGCAAGCUGGGACCACCAGGGGUUCAGUAGGGCUAAGAGGUUGCCCUGCGAUGUAAAAAACAAAACAAUUGCACACCAGCAUUGGCAAAACGAAAAAAAAUGCUGCACCUCUCCAGAAGGCCCCUGGAUUUGCUUUGCCAUCUGCACGUGCAGGUGGGCCCACAGCUGUCUAGCGGAGAGACUGAAGGUUUCCUGAUUUUUGAUUGGUUCCCUAUAUGUGUCAGCAGUGAGAUAUUCCGAGGAGCGCAGGGGCUCGGGUGUUGCUGAAACAAGAAGAGCUCAGCUGUGAAAUGCUAAGUGGGCAGCCAUCUUUGUGCCUCUUGGCAAUUGCUUCUCCAUACCCAUCUCAAGUGCAUUUUUGCUGGUAACAGUCACCAAAAGCCUAACAGGUGAAGGAGAAUGAAACAUGGGUAGUUCUGUGUACUGUAAGAGCAGCGCAAUGGGUAGAAGUUGCAUGGGGUGUCUGCCUUCACAGCUCGCUACCCAUUAUAAAACAAAUCACACGCUUAGGGGGGAAGAUGGCGAAGCAGACGAAUAUAAACACACACACACCCCUAAACUCAUUGCGGUGAGAUUGGAAAGCUUCAUACAUUCCUUAGUAAAACUCCCAGCCUGUCUGUUAGCUCUUCAAGGACAAAAAUCGUAAAGGUAUCUUCUCCAGGCAAGGAAGCAGGCUAACCGGCCUUGGCUGUUGUCCCAUUAAAUAUCUGGCUCUGGCUUAACGUCCCCCAAAUCCUCUCACAAUCACUAAUUUUCACAGCCCUUUCAACAUAUAUGGUUCACUUGUGCACUUAGACAUGUUCUUAAAUAUAUUUGUGUGUGUAUAUAUCUCCUCACAUGGGACAAGAUAUUGGUUCUGAAUUGAACUGUGUAACUUAUCAAUAUACUGGUUUUUUUAAAAAAAAACACACAACAAUUCUGGGGUAAAUAUUGUAAAAUGGGUUUUUAACAAGUCUUGUUUUCUUUCAACCAUGUAAUUAUUUUGUUUUCAAGCUGAAUUAAGGGAUGAAUCUGUAAAUCACUGGUACAUACUUUUGAUUCAAAUAAAAAUUUAUGGUCUAUACUUUGUACAAACUGGGGAAGUGUGUUUUUUGUGCAGUAUACAGGAGGAACAGCAUUAAAGUGAGUCAAGUGACCCUGAAGAACAGCUUCAAGUCUUGGGAGGUCUAUAAUUCUAAUUAAGCUAGAUGUAAGGGGGAUGAAGCAUUUCAGUUAUUGAAAAUCACUGACUUUAGAAAAACAGCCUAGAAGCUUCUUUUUAGGGCUAAAAAUACCCAUCCAGGGAGGG